Messenger RNA from Linepithema humile (Argentine ant), 3424 nucleotides. RefSeq names its product Heparan sulfate 3-O sulfotransferase-A (gene Hs3st-A). NCBI's taxonomy places the organism in Eukaryota, Metazoa, Arthropoda, Insecta, Hymenoptera, Formicidae. The record is from RefSeq and is a predicted model, not a curated record. Gene Ontology annotation, molecular function: [heparan sulfate]-glucosamine 3-sulfotransferase activity.
GCAUUCGCGAAGAGGGUGGUAGAAGGGAUAACGUGGUGGUGUGGUGGUAUGCGUGAUGAGCGCCGGGCGCUCAAGCCCGCCAGUAGUUCGGCGGAGCUGGAGAAGGUUAGGUCGGGUCGCAUUCCUCGCGAAUGCUUGACGCUUGACGGCACACGACAACGGCGACAGGCAACGGAAUCGCGCGACGAGCUUACGGUACGUCGCCGAUUUCAACAUCUCGCACACCUCUUCGCGCGCGCUCGCUGGCGAGCGUCCGUUGUGAACACCUGCGCUCGGUCUCAUCCCCGUAACGAGGGCGAGUCUCCCUCUCUCGCUCUUGCUCGCUACGCCUGUUCAUCCCCCGCUCGUUGUCUCCACGUCCCUUCAACGUCUCAUCGUCGUUGCAUCGGCUGAACGAGCGCGCGGCCGGUUGUAUCGCUUCGUCGGCGCCGCUCGUACCUGUCGAUACACACUGCUUCGGAGGGAGCGAGGAUAAGCCAGGUACACCGUGUUCCCGGCCUAGUGACCUGACCUUGGAUCGGCCCGACCAGACUCUCGUAUUCAACGUUGCCAUGCAUGGAUUUUAAAUCUCCGUCUCCGUCAGGAGGGCUUGUGGAGUCAGGCGCGACGCAGAAAGGAACUCCGACAAUGUGAACGUAUAAAUAAACGCAAAUGCCCAACAAGGCACGGCCUCGUCAAGAGUGGUCUCCUCAAUCCCCCAUAGAUGUCUUGUGGAUGCCCCGCUCUGCCAUGAGGCCGGCCGAGGGUGACGCGUCGGAUUGCAUUUUGGUGGUCGGCAUAUCCCGACCGAAAAUGGCCGUCGCAUUUCUGUCGGUCGCUCUACUGUCCCUCUUCCUCACCUUUCACAUACUUUACGACAGCGCCGUUUACAGCCUCCACGCGGUGUCCGCCGUCGAGGGGCGCACGGUCGAGCUAGUCUCUCAGGUACGCGCGACGCCGCCCCUUCUGUUCUCCAACUCCAAGGUUCACUUUCCGCGCACGAAUCGCCAUCUCCCGCAGGCCAUCAUAAUCGGCGUACGCAAAUGCGGCACGCGGGCGCUGCUGGAGAUGCUCUUCCUGCAUCCACAGAUACAGAAGGCCGCCGGCGAGGUGCACUUCUUCGACCGUGACGACAACUACGGCAAGGGUCUCGAGUGGUACCGUCGCAAGAUGCCGUACUCCUUCAAGAAUCAGAUCACGAUCGAGAAGAGCCCCAGUUACUUCGUGACUCCCGAGGUGCCCGAGAGGAUUCGCGCGAUGAACGGAAGCGUGAAGUUGCUGCUGAUCGUGCGGGAACCGGUUACCCGGGCGAUAUCGGAUUAUACGCAGCUGCGCACGCACGCCGCCACCGCGUCCACGCUGACCAAUGGCACCCGCAGCAGCAGCCAGCAGCAGCAACAACAGCAGCAGCAGCAGCAGCAACAGCAGCAACAAGCGUCGCGCUCCUUCGAGGAGCUUGUCAUGCGGCCAGACGGCACUAUCAACGAGUUCUACAGACCGGUCGCCAUCUCCCUUUAUCAUACCUAUAUGCACCGCUGGCUGGAAGUGUUCCCGCGGGAGCAGAUCCUCAUCGUGAACGGCGAUCAAUUGAUCGAGGACCCGGUGCCGCAGCUGCGCCGCAUCGAGAACUUUCUCGGGCUGGAGCCGCGCAUCGGCCGGCACAACUUCUACUUCAACCACACCAAGGGCUUCUACUGCCUGCGGAAUGACACCUCGGAGAAGUGUCUGAAGGAGAGCAAAGGCAGGCGUCACCCGCGCGUCAGUCCGAUGGUCGUGACGAAGCUGAGGAAGUUCUUCAACGAGCACAAUCAACGCUUCUACGAACUCGUCGGCGAGGACCUCGGCUGGCCGGAGGAAUAACCAUCGUGGAAAGUCCUGACGAUAUGUUCGUUAUCGGCGCCGCUCGCGCGUGCAUCCAGCGAUGAAUAUGAUUAUUCGACUAAAAUCAAACAGCUCCCGUCAUCGCGGAAGAGAAAAGCAUGUUAACCGAAGAGAGAGAGAGGUCGUCGUCGUCGAUGAAGAUUCUUCGAAAUAUUACACCGCUUCGAUGCUCGUCUUCUUCGGGGACGCCGACAAAGAUAAGUAAUUUAUUCAUUAUUGACUCGCUUGUUUUGCAAGCGAUCGUUGAUGCGACAUCGUAAUUAUUAACGGAUGCACGCGAGAUCAGCGUCUUGUUAUUGAAUUAUCAAAGCGUGCGCGUAUGCGUACACGAAGACACGCACACGCCGUGUAUACACGCAUACAAACAUAUACAUACAGACAUACAUACACGUAAACACAAGAGUUACAGUAACGCCGGCCAAAAUAAAAUAGAUACGCGGAUCCGCGAGACGAAGGCGGUCGCUUCGUGGAUUCACGCGGCAUGCGGAUCACAUUGGUCCGUGACUUUACAUAUCAAUUUUACAUAUCGAUAGUUUACAUAUCAACAUAGGUUAACUAGUUCGUAACGACAAAGAUUGAAUAUUUUUAUAAUCCACAUUGGAAGUUGUUAUAUCGCUUAUGUCGUUAAGGAUAUUACAUUAUUAACGCGAGUGAGGGCUCUCGCGCGAGAUCGUUGAGAUCAAAAGUUUUAUUUAUUGCGCCCCGCGCCUGCACGAUUCGCCAUCGAAUGUGUAACGGUGGAGCGGUAAUGGUAUGAGUGGUUUGCUUUUUCGCAAAAGAAAUCGAAAGCCGGACGCAAUCUUUUAUUUUCCACUCGUCUCUCCCGAGUUUAUCUCUCUCUCUCUCUCUCUUUCCCGCUCCUCGGCGGAAAAGCGCGAACGUUCUUCUCCAUCGUUCUCUGACACUGGAUAUUGACGCAAGCGUUCCUCUGGGAACACGAAGAGAAGAUAGGGUGGAAUCCGACCAACCGCGAAUAAACUCGUCAGCGGUAGCGCAGAGGUGGAACGGCUCUUGCCGAGGCUUUAUACCGUCGAAAUCCUUAUAAUCGAUUAUUUUCCAAAUCCCGUUACGAUUUGAAAAUUUAUAACGGUUUACACGUAUAACAAAUAAGUCCUUUUAAAAAUUCGACUCGACUAUUACACGUACGAAUGUGUGAAUGCGAGACACAAAAACGCGUUAAGAAUUUAUCUCGACGACGUAUACUUUCUCUCUCUCUCUUCUCAUUAAGAGAGAUCUUAAUAAUUACGCACAUGUUUAAUAAUUUGGCUCGACGAGGAUAAUGGACGUCUCGCGGUGAAAGCUAAUUAUAUACAGAUCCACCUUACAGUCCGUACGCGCCGUUUAUAAUAUAAUAUCGUACUGAUCAAGAAUUACAUUGAGAGAAGAAAUGUGAUCGCAGUAACUAUCACUCGCUAUAAUUUACAUUACACUAUAUUUACUUUUUGGCGCCAAUCAUAUUUUUAUAGAUAUUUUAUCUACGCAAAUUAGAGCUAAUUCAACACUGCUAUGGCCGGUAUAAUAUGAUAAUUGAUCAUAAUAUUAAUUUGUAUAACCAACUCCAAAA